Heterotrigona itama is the source of this 7611-nucleotide messenger RNA. The record is from the annotation of a GenBank genome assembly. Lineage: Eukaryota; Metazoa; Arthropoda; Insecta; Hymenoptera; Apidae.
GAUAACAUUUAAGUACUGGCCAUCCUGUUUCGUGUUGCAGUUGUGUUAGAUGUCAAGAUAAAAGAGUUGUAUUUUGUUCGCACAACGAACGUGCGAAUCGAAAUGUAAUUAGUGUAUAUACCUUAUUAUAAUAAGUUGUUAAUUAGUAUGACAAUGGCAUGGAAACAAGUUAAAGAACAUUUAGGAGUUGCCAUACAUAAUUUCGUACAUGGAACUCCUUACACAAUGCGAUUGACUGUUGGAGAAAUGGUACAGAUAUUGGAAGAAUGCGGAGACUGGUAUUAUGGACGUAAUAAAUCUAAAGGGACAAGUGGGAUUUUUCCAAAAUCCUAUAUACACAUUUUACAACAAUCGAUGAGUAUGGACUGUUUAAUACAUGAAAUCACCAAUGUUUUGAGAGAAUGGGGACAUCAUUGGAAGCAUCUAUAUGUGAUUCACUCUGUGCACUUCAGAACAAUGCAACAGCAAAUUUUAGAGUUAAUAGGAUAUAGAAGUAAAAUUUUGAGUGGCACAUUAACAGUAGAUGAAUUAAAGGAUGUGAAAAGAUUAGCAACAGCUAGAAUUGAUACUGGUAAUCAAUUAUUAGGUAUGGAUAUGGUUGUGCGUGAUGAUCAAGGAAAUGUUCUUAAUCCUGAAGAAACAAGUACAAUUCAAUUAUAUUAUCAUCAUGAAAGAGCUGCAGAAAGAAUAAGAAAGGCAGCUAAUGAUACAAAACAAAAGCUUCCAAAACUGCAAGCACCAGUAUAUUCACAUAUCUUUUUUGUUAGUGUAAGGAAUUUUGUAUGUAAAAUGGCAGAAGAUGUAGAAUUAUUACUGACGUUAUACGAUGGUAAAGAAAUGAAAGCUAUUACUGAAAAUUAUGUAGUGUCAUGGAGCAAAGAAGGACUUGCCAGAGACAUAGAUCAAUUGCAUAAUCUUCGAGUUUUAUUUACUGAUCUUGGUUCUCGAGAUUUAACAAGAGAUAAAGUUUACUUAGUUUGUUAUGUAAUUAGAGUAGGAGGUAUGGAAGCUAAAGAUACUGACCAUCGACGUUCAAGCGUAGCACAAGCUAAUCAAAAAGUGAAAAAUACUGAAAAUAUGAGAAGACCAUUUGGUGUAGCAGCAAUGGAUAUUACUUUAUAUAUUACUGGUAAACUUGAAGGUGAUUCAGAUCAUCAUCAUUUUAUUCCAUUUGUACACUGUUGUGAGAAAGAAAGUUUGGAUGGUACAUUACGUAGAAUUCUUUCUCAAAAAGAAACAAAUAUUCAAAAAUGUAGUAAUGGAAACAGUGGCAGCUUUACCGGUGGACAAGGUUUAUGGGCUAGUUUAAAACUGCUUAGAGGAGAUCCAAAACAAGUACGUGAUGAAAAUCCACACUUAGUACUUGGUAAUGUUGCUAUUGCCAGAAAAAUGGGAUUUCCAGAAGUUAUUUUACCAGGUGAUGUGAGGAAUGAUUUGUACCUCACAUUAAUUAGUGGUGAAUUUAACAAAGGAUCAAAGUCUACAGACAAAAAUGUUGAAGUUACAGUCAGAGUCUGCAAUGAAUUUGGUGUGCCAAUACCAGGGGUUAUGACAUUAGGUGGUGGAGCUUCAUCUAUUGAUGAGUAUCAUAGUGUUAUUUAUUAUCAUGAAGAUAAACCUAGAUGGUGUGAAACAUUUAAGAUUGCUGUACCUAUUGAAGAAUUUAAACAGGCUCAUUUAAAAUUUACAUUUAAACAUCGAAGCUCAAACGAAGCAAAAGAUAAAUCUGAAAAACCUUUUGCCUUAAGUUACGUAAAAUUGAUGCAACGUAAUGGAACAACAUUGCAGGAUAUACAGCAUGAGUUACUAGUUUAUAAAUUAGAUCAAAAGAAAUAUGAAGAAAUUGAUAUUUCAUACUUGAAAUUACCAUCCACAAGGGAUGAAUUGGUUGAAUUAAAUAUAGAAAAAAAACCAACAUUAGGAGCACUUACUUUAAGCAGUAAAGACAGUUUUUUGAUAGCGACUAAUGUUUGUUCUACAAAAUUAACACAAAAUGUAGAUUUAUUAGGUUUAUUAAACUGGGCAUCACACAAUACAGAUUUGAAAGAAUCUCUGAUUGCUUUAAUGAAAGUUGAUGGUGAAGAAGUAGUAAAAUUCUUACAAGAUGUUCUAGAUGCUUUGUUUAACAUAUUAAUGAGUAAUUCGGAUAGUGAUGUUUAUGAUGAUAUGGUAUUUGAAUGUUUAUUAUAUAUUAUUGGUCUUGUGUCUGAUAGAAAAUACCAACACUUUCAACCAGUAAUGGAUUUAUAUAUUUCUGAGAGUUUUUCUGCAACGCUUGCAUAUAAAAAAUUAAUUGCAGUAUUACGUAAACGUAUAGAUAAUGCAACUAAUAAUGAUGGGCAAGAACGUGAUAUAUUACUUAAAACAAUGAAGAGCCUUCAAUAUUGUAUGAGAUUUGUUGUAGAAUCCCGUCUUUUAUUUACUGCAUUAAAUGAAGAUGAAGAAGAGUUUUCUCAGACAUUAACAGAAUUAUUAAGAUCUAUAGUUGAGCUUAUGAGACAUGAAACAGAUAGUACUUUGUUAGUUCAAGGAGCGUGUUUAAAAUAUUUACCUACUACUAUUCCUCAUUUGCUGCGAGUAUAUAGUGGCAAGCAAUUGAGCACAAUUUUGACUAAUUUAUUAGUUACUUUACCAGUAGGAAGAUUAACUAAACAAAAAAUGAUGACAGUGAAUGAUAUUGUUCAUAGCCCUCUUUUUUUGAGUGCAGAAUGCAGAGCAAUAUUGUUACCUAGAAUUACUAUUUUGGUUCGUGAUUUAUUGGAAGCUAAAGAGGAGGGGCUAUCGAGUACUCCUGGAAAUAGCGUGGCGAAGGUAGCCAGGCUGCUCGGCGAAAAACGACACCUGCUCAACCAGCACCGUGGGUACUCUGAAGAGGUAGAAUUGUGUGUCAAGAUUUUAUCUGACAUCCUGGAAUUAACAUUUAGAAAAGAUGUAGGAAGUACUGUCCAAGAUGUAAAAGAAAUUAUGCUCACUGCUCUACGGACCAUUAUACAAACAGUUAUAUCAAUGGAUAGAGAAAAUCCAUUAGUAGGAAAUUUGGUUUCAGUUAUGUUAGCAAUAUUUAGACAAAUGACACAACAUCAUUACGAAAUUUAUAUAAAUCACUUUGGAACUAAAUUUGAUUUACUUGAUUUCCUUAUGGAAAUAUUAUUAGUAUUUAAAGAUUUAGUAUCAAAAAGUGUAUUUCCAGGAGACUGGUGUGAAAUGAUUAUGCUUCAAAAUAGUAUCAUUUUGAAGUCAUUGCGUUAUUUCUCGGGCACCAUUAGAGAUUGUUUCUUCACUGAUUUUGAACAACAAGCUUGGUCUAACUUUUUUCAUUGUGCAAUUGCAUUUUUGACUCAGCCAACUUUACAAUUGGAAACAUUUACGCCAUCAAAACGCAAUCGUAUUGUAUCGCGUUAUAAUGAUAUGCGAAGAGAAACAGCAUUUGAAAUACGAUCAAUGUGGUUUAAUCUAGGUCAACAUAAAAUAUUGUUUGUACCGGCUUUAGUUGGAGCGAUAUUAGAAAUGGCAUUAAUUCCAGAAAGUGAAUUAAGAAAGGCAACUAUACCUAUAUUUUUUGAUAUGAUGCAAUGUGAAUUUUAUAGUUCACGUAUUGUUGAAGGAUAUGGUGAUACUAAACGUGAUCCCGCUCACAUAAAAGCUAAUUUCACAGAAUAUGAAAAUGAAAUGAUUGCAAAAUUAGAUAUAUUGGUCGAAGGAGGUAGAGGAGAUGAACAAUUUCGUUUGCUUUGGAUUCAAGUAAUGGGUAAUCUUUGUGAAAAGCACUCAACAAUGCGAGAACAAGGAUUACGCUUUGUUGAUAUAGUAGCUAAACUUAUGGAGCGAUUAUUACAAUACCGUGAUAUCAUUCAUGCCGAGUCUCAGGAACAUAGAAUGCUAUGUAUUGUAAAUUUAUUAGAAUUUUACUCUGAAAUAAAUAGAAAUGAAAUGUAUAUUAGAUAUGUAAAUAAACUUUGUGAGCUACAUUUGGAAUGUGACAAUUAUACUGAAGCAGCAUAUUCUUUGAAACUUCAUAGUCAAUUACUAGCUUGGAGUGAUCAACCAUUAUCACCACUUUUAAGAUCGCAUAGAUAUUUAGCAUGUCAAACGCAUCGCGAAUUGAAAGAAGCAUUAUAUAAUGAUAUGAUUGAAUACUUUGAUAAGGGUAAAAUGUGGGAAUGUGCACUAGCAGUAUGUAAGGAAUUAGUUGCACAAUAUGAAGAAGAGACAUUUGAUUAUUUACAACUUUCUGUAUUAUUGACACGUAUGGCCAAGUUUUAUGAUUCGAUAGUAAAACAAUUAAGGCCUGAACCUGAAUAUUUUAGAGUUGCAUACUACGGUCGUGGUCAUCCGGCAUUUUUACAAAAUAAGGUGUUUAUUUAUCGUGGAAAAGAAUAUGAACGUCUCAGUGAUUUUUGUUCACGAACAUUAAAUCAGUUACCAAAUGCGGAACAAAUGAAUAAAUUAUCUCCUCCCACUUCAGAAAUGUUAGAAUCCAGUCAUCAAUAUGUCCAAAUUAAUAGGGUAGAUCCAUUAAUGGAUGAAAAAAGACAUCGCCUUAGUGGGAAACCUAUAACAGCAGAAGCAGUGUUGAGAUAUCAUCGCGUGAAUGAUGUUCAACGUUUUCGAUUUUCAAGACCAGCACCAAAGAAAGAUUUAACCUCAGCUACUGUUAAUUUUGGCGAUAAAGAAAAAGAAACGAUUACCAAUAACGAGUUUGCUUCAUUAUGGUUAGAAAGAACAGUACUCGUUACGAGUCAUCCAUUACCAGGCAUUCUUAGAUGCUUUCCUGUUACAUCUAGUGAGACUUAUUUAGUUAGUCCUCUUCGUAAUGCAAUUGAAACAAUGGAAGCUACAAAUACUACAUUAAGAGAUUUAAUCUUAGCACACAAAGCUGACAAUAAUAUUCCGCUAAAUCCACUUAGUAUGAAAUUAAAUGGUAUAUUAGAUCCAGCUGUAAUGGGUGGUAUAGAUAAUUAUGAAAAAGCAUUUCUUAAUUCUGAAUAUCGCAAUACUCAUCCAGAAGAAAGUUCCGAUCUUUUGAAAUUGGAGGGAUUAAUCGCUGAACAAAUUCCAUUGCUUAGUGUUGGUGUUCAAUUACAUAAAGUACGUGCUCCUCCUGAAUUGAUGCCGUUUCAUCAGCGUUUGGAACAAUGUUUCAUAUCAAUGCGAAAUCAAGUAGAGGCAAAGUAUGGCAAAAGGACAUGCGAUUUACAAAUUGAAAAUCUAACUCAGCCUGUUACGAUGAGAAGACAUCAAAUUUCGAGAGGCGAGAAUCAUCGAUUAUCUGAAUCAAAUAUUAUGAAUUCAGACUGUGGAACUCACUCCAGGGUAUCCUCUCUUACCAGAACUCAAGUUGCAACAUUCAAGUCGCUCGCCUCAUUCAAUUUUAACAACAGUACAUCUUCAUCCGGUACUCAAAACGUCAGUUUAUCAAGAAUAAUAUAUACGUAAUUUCAGGAAUUUUGUCGUUGGGCCUGAUAAACAUAAUAUCCUGUUAUCCUUCCUUCGCACUUAGCAGUUUUUCUAUAUGUACACAUGUGAAUUCUUCAAUACGUUCACACAUAUUAUCCACUGCAUCUUUACAAAAAGCAUUAGGAAGUCCAAGCCCAGGAACAAAUAAAAAAAAAGACUCAAAACGAAGAAGUUCACGUAAGAGUGAUUCAAUUGCGUCGACAAAAAGUGAUCAACCAACAAGUCAGUGGUAUACUACAGCAGAUAUAUCACAAGUUACAUCGACCCCAGUCACUCCAUUAACAUCUAGUUUUCCUACUACUCCAAUAUUUGAACUUCGUCAAGAGCUAACGCCUAAACGCCCUUUAAGGUCAGAAGUAGAGAAGGAAAGAAGAAUAAGCAAUCGCUUAUCUGGGCAAUCUCAUUAUUUGAGAAACACAAACAAUGGAAUGGAUUCAAGUAGUUUAGGAAAAGGAAACAGAGAUAGCAUUGGUACUACAGACAGUACAGCAUCUGAAGAUGACCCUCCACCGCCUUUACCUAUGAAAACACGCGAAGCUGAUUAUUAUAAUCUUCCAGAAGAAUUGCCUGUUCAACAUUGUGCAACAGGUAGUUUAAAUAAUUUUAAUCGAUCUUUAGGACAAUGGUCAAAAAACAAACUUCCAACUCCUACAGACGAUCUUGACGUUCAAACAAGACCACCUACUCCACCUCCAAAACCAAAAAGGCCACCUUAUAGUUUAAAUAAACUUAUACUUUCGUCAGAUAUAGAUAAUUUUAGUCAAGACCCGUCCGUAACUUGAUUCAAAUUAUUUGAUGAUCAUGUGUCUUGCCAGUAUAUUAAAAACCACAUACAAUGAUAUUUAUAUAAACUUUAGUUAUACUAGAAAAUUAAAAAGUUACCAUUUACAUUUAUUAUGUACCUUUUGUUUGUAACUAAAAAAGUAUCUAUCAUUGUUAAAAAUAACAGUACAGUAAUAUUUUAAGUACAGUAAUAAUUACUUUCAGUAACAUGACAAAUAUGUUGAGAAUUAAUUUUAUAUUUUAUUAAAAUCAUACAUAUUUGCUUUUAUUUCAUCCAAUUGAGAAAUUUUGAAUAAAUUACAUAUAUUGCUAUUAAAUAUGAUAAAAAUAUAACGAUUUUUAAAAAAAUUUAUGAUUGACAAUUUUAUACUUCUAAAUGAGAAAGCAUUUCUAUAUACAUUUUAUAUAUGUAUAUAUAUAUAUAUAUACAUAUUAUAUAUAUGUAUAUAUGUAUAUUAUAAAUUUUUCACUUCAUAUUUUAUAAAUACAUUUAUAUAAAGUAUAAGUUUUGCAUAUAUCUAUAUUCACAAAUGUUAAUUAAUAUAUUGUGCAUAUUUACCAAUGCCAUUGACAAUUUAAACUCUUUCAUUUAUAGAAGACUUUAUACUCAUCAUAAGACAUACAUAUAAGUUAUGCAUAAUAUCUUUAUUAAGAUGCAGAUAUUAGAAUUUUACUGUGUAUUUUUAUAGAUUUUUAUAAUAAGUGUUUACUAGAUUUUCCGUAUAAUAACAUUUUUGAACAAAUUUUACUGUUAUUGUUGCUAAUCUUUUUUAACAUAGGUAAAGUUUAGAAAGCUGUUUUGAAAUCUAAAAUACUUUUUUAAUAUCUGUUUUCUUUGAAAAGUCGAUUUUAUACUAGUAUUAUUAAUAUCUAAUUAUUAACCUAAGCAUUAGACAUUAUUGUGAUGUACUAAUACAUUAAAAACUUGUUUUAUAAAUCAAUUGACAAAAUAUCGUUUAAAGUAUUAAAUUAUUUAAAACAAUGAAGACAUGAUUUGAAACGAACAAAAAUUAUUUUGUAUGCAGUACAUGAUUAGUAUAUCACAAAAUUUAUGUAUUUACUCCAUUUUCAUAUAUCAUGACAAAUUAUUCUAAAGCGAAACAAAUUUUUAUAUAUUUUUAAAUAAUUAUACAAAUUUGUUGUAAAGCACUACAUUAUUUGACAAGAUUGUUGUAUUCUUAACAUGUAAAUGUAUAACAAAUUUGUAAGGAAAAAGAAACAUAUUUUUGAUUAUAAAAUAUUAUACAUUCUUUUUAAUUGCAAUUUAUGUGAGUCUCAUACCAAAGAGAUUAGUGCUUUAUUUAUUUUAUUAAUAAGUUAUAUCACUUAAGAAAUGUUAUACCACAAAUUAUUCAUAUGAAGCAAAAAUAA